AUGGAGUCGCGCCGGACAAAUCCGUCCGUCAGCCGGGCGUUGUCCUCCCGGGAGCGGUGGAGUGCAAUGCGCAUUGCCAUUGCCUCCUCCAACUCGCACGGGAUGACAUCCCAGUCGACGAAUUCGGACUGGUCGGAGUUAGAUCCGCUGCCCGCCAUGCCGGAGAUGGCUGGGAAUCGCCAGAGUGUGUCCGUGUCGGUCCCGAACAGGAAUCGCCCCGCCACCGACGCGCCAUCAUGCCGCCGAGGAGCGUCGGGCUACCGCGGCGUCCACCAGCGCCCCAACGGCUGGUACUACUCCGAGAUCCGGUCCGGCGACGUCCGGCUCGCCCUCGGCACCUUCGAGACGGCGCACGAGGCCGCCCGCGCGUACGACGCGGCGGCGUGGCGCCUAGGCAGGCCGCGCCCGCAGAUGAACUUCCAGGACGUCUACACGCUCCAGCAGGCGCUGGACGUCGCCCCUCCGCCUCGUCUUAUCACGGCACAAGACCGUGCAGAGCAUGCUGAGAGGCAGCGCCGCCUCCUCAUCGCCGAGGAGGACGAGCGGGCCAUGGCGGAGUGGCGCCGGCGCCACCCGGAGGACGUCGCCGACGAGUAA
Aegilops tauschii subsp. strangulata is the source of this 597-nucleotide messenger RNA. NCBI's taxonomy places the organism in Eukaryota, Viridiplantae, Streptophyta, Magnoliopsida, Poales, Poaceae. The record is from RefSeq and is a predicted model, not a curated record.